Molecule: messenger RNA, 4341 nt
Organism: Panicum hallii
Lineage: Eukaryota; Viridiplantae; Streptophyta; Magnoliopsida; Poales; Poaceae
Product: starch synthase 3, chloroplastic/amyloplastic-like
Exons: 16
Coding region: 8-4096 (1362 amino acids)
Molecular function (GO): alpha-1,4-glucan glucosyltransferase (UDP-glucose donor) activity; starch binding
Source: RefSeq, a predicted model, not a curated record
UCAAGCAAUGGAGAUGAUGCUCCAGCCCCAGAGCCUUAUUUGCUCCCUGAGCGACCAAGUGGUCGUGAUCCGUCCAGCCUUUGUGGGCAACGGCCCUGCUCAGGCUUUGUUGAGGACUAGUAGAUGUGCUAGAAGCAGGCUUAUUCGAUGCCCAGUAGCAAGUUCAGAUCGUCCUAAUAGGAAAUCAAGGAGAAUGGUGUAUCCUAAGAUAAAAGUCAAUGCUUUUAGAGGCUAUGCUCCAAAAGUUACCAUUCAAACAAGCACGAAGAAGAGUGAACACCAUGAUUGUGAUGAAGAAACUAUUGGUACAUACAAUAGGCAGUUAGGUUGGACUGAUGUGGUAGAGUCAACAAGUGGCACAGGUGGAGAAACUGCCAAAGAGGAUCUGCUUCAUAAUGCUUCAAGCUAUCCAGUAUUUAGGGAAAUAGAAGAAGUUAGGUUGGACUUGUUUGAGGCAGAACUUCCAGGAAAUGCAUUAAUUGAUAUAUCAUUAGGGGAGCUAGAAGUAGUGGAUGAAGCUGAGGUCGAAGAGGAUAAAUUUGAGGUGGAUUUCUCAGGAAUCGCAUUGAGCAGUGCUGCAGUUUGGGAAUUGGAUUCAAAGGAUGAAGCUAACGAUAAAGAAGACAUAUUUGUAGUAGAUUUGUCAAGAAUUGCAUCAGAUAGUGCUGCAGUGGGGGAAGUGGUAGAUGAAGCUGAGGCUAUACAUGAGACAUUUAAUGUGGAUUCAUCAGGCAGUGCUUCAAGCAGUGGAACAUAUGGGGAUGUGGAUGAGGUUGGUGAACCCCCUUCAACAUCCAUGGAGGACAAUGCCAUUGAUUCACCUGAAAAUUCAAAGAGCGUACAUCAACGACACAAUUUAGUUUUUGAUAUUGACAAGGAAGAAGGAUUAACUAUUGAUUCCUGUGUAAAAGACCAGCCAGUUGAAGAUUACCAUAAGCAAGGGGGAAAUGUUGCUUAUUUUGAUAAACAAAAGCAAUUGACUUACGGAUUCCGUGAACAAGACCUAUCUAUUGUUCAAUUUCCUGGGCAAAACCACGCCAUUUUUGGUUUCCCAAAACAAGAUAUUAGUUUCUUGGAGCAAAAACAAGCAAUUGUUGGCUCCUAUAAACAAGAUCAAACAAUUGUUAGUUUGCAUGAACAAGACCGAUCUUUUGAUGGUUCUCAUUGUCAAGAUGAAUCAAUUGUAGGCGUGCCUGAGCCAAUCCAAUGCAUUGUUGGCUACAAUAAAUCAGAUCAAUCUAUUGUUGGUUCGUAUAGAGGAGAUAAAUCAAUUGUUGGUGGGUCUAAGAAAAUCCAGUCCACUGUCGGCUACUAUGAAUCAGACGAAUCUAAUAUUGUUUCUCACAAACAGGAUGAUUCAAUUACCGGUGUUCCUGUACAAAUCCAAUCCAUCAUUGAUUACAGUACAUCUGAUCAAUCUAUUGAUGAUUUGCCCAAACAGCACCAGUCAAUUGUUCAUAUCCCUGAACAAAAACAAUGCAUAGUUGGUUUCCAUAUACAAGAUUUACCAAUUGUUGGCAACUCCAAAGAGUCCCAAACAAUGCAACAUGCAAUUGUUCGGACUCAUGAUGCAUUGCUUAACAAGGAGGAACAUUUUGAGAUGAUUGAAGAGCAGAAAAGCAUUAAAGUGGAUGAAGAACAGUGGAUUGCUACAAAGGAAAGGAUCUCUGUGAACGCGGCUGAAUUUCUUCUUCUGCUUUCUAAAAAGGAGAGUUCAUGGGCUGAAGAUGGAGUGCGGAUAACUGAGGAUGAAGAACAAUAUAAAGUUGAUGAGACAUCUAUGUUUGCUGAACAAGAUAUCCAGGACUUACCUCACGAUAACGUGGAUCCACAGGCACUACAGAGGACGCUUCAAGAACUUGCCCACAAAAAUUAUUCGCUGGGAAGCAAGCUUUUUGCUUUUCCGGAGGCAUUGAAAGCUGAUUCAACUAUUGACCUCUAUUUCAAUCGUGAUUUAUCAACUUUGGCCAAUGAGCCUGACAUACUCAUCAAAGGAGCAUUCAAUGGGUGGAAGUGGAGGUUUUUCACUGAAAAAUUGCACAUGAGCGAACUGGGAGGGGACUGGUGGUGUUGCAAACUGUACAUUCCCAAGCAGGCGUAUAGAUUAGAUUUUGUGUUCUUUAAUGGCCGCACGGUAUAUGAAAAUGAUGGCAAUAACGAUUUUAUGAUACAAAUAGAAAGCACCAUGGAUGAACAUCUGUUUGAGGGUUUCUUGGCUGAAGAAAAGCAAAGAGAACUUGAGAGACUUGCCAUUGAAGAAGCUGAAAGGAUGAGACAAGCUGAAGAGCAGCGACGAAGGGCAGAAGAAAGGGCAGAAGAUGAAGCUGACAUGGCACAAGCGAAGGCUGAGAGAAGGGCAAAACUGAAAGCUGAGAUGAAGAAAAAGACUAUGAAAAUGUUUCUGGUUUCUCAAAAACACAUUGUUUAUACUGAACCACUUGAAAUACAUGCCGGAACCACUGUUGAUGUGCUUUACAAUCCUUCUAAUACGGUGCUAACUGGAAAGCCGGAGGUUUGGUUUCAAUGUUCCUUUAACCGUUGGAUGCAUCCAGGUGGUGUGUUGCCACCUCAGAAGAUGGUAAAAGCAGGAAAUGGUGCACACUUAAAAGCAACAGUUAACGUGCCACGAGAUGCCUUUAUGAUGGAUUUUGUUUUCUCGGAGUUAGAAGGAGAUGGAAUUUAUGACAACAGGAAUGGGUUGGACUAUCAUAUUCCUGUUUUUGGUUCUGUUGCAAAGGAGCCUCCUAUGCACAUAGUCCACAUUGCUGUUGAGAUGGCUCCCAUUGCAAAGGUUGGAGGUCUUGCUGAUGUUGUUACUAGUCUUUCACGUGCUGUCCAGGAUUUAGGACACAAUGUUGAGGUUAUUCUUCCAAAGCACGACUGCUUGAAUCUAAGCAAUGUGAAGAAUUUACACGUGCAUCAAAGUUUUUCUUUUGGCGGUUCUGAAAUAAAAGUAUGGCGUGGACUGGUUGAAGACCUCUGUGUUUACUUCUUGGAACCUAAAAACGGGAUAUUUGGAGUUGGAUGUGUAUAUGGAAGGAAUGAUGACCGUCGAUUUGGCUUCUUCUGUCAUUCUGCUCUAGAGUUUCUCCUCCAGAGUGGAUCUUCUCCACAUAUACUACAUUGCCAUGAUUGGUCAAGUGCUCCUGUUGCCUGGCUAUACAAGGAAAACUAUGCACAGUCCAGUUUGGCAAAUGCAGGGGUUGUAUUUACCAUCCAUAAUCUUGAAUUUGGAGCACAUUAUAUUGGGAAAGCAAUGCGAUAUUGUGAUAAAGCCACAACUGUUUCUAAUUCGUACUCAAGGGAAGUGUCAGGUCAUGGCGCCAUUGCUCCUCAUCUUGGAAAAUUCUAUGGUAUUCUCAACGGGAUUGAUCCAGAUAUUUGGGAUCCGUACAGCGACAACUUUAUCCCAGUCCAUUAUACUUCUGAGAAUGUUGUUGAAGGCAAGAGCGCUGCAAAGAAGGCCUUGCAACAGAAGCUUGGGUUACAGGAAAUCGAUGUGCCCAUCGUUGGAAUAGUCACUCGCUUGACAGCCCAGAAGGGAAUACACCUCAUCAAGCAUGCGAUUCAUCGAACACUUGAAUGGAACGGACAGGUGGUUUUGCUCGGUGCGGCCCCAGACCCUCGAAUCCAAGGUGAUUUUGUUAACUUUGCAAAUGUUCUCCAUGGAGUAAACAAUGGCCGAGUGAGACUCUGUUUAACCUAUGAUGAACCUCUCUCACAUCUGAUAUACGCCGGCUCUGAUUUCAUUCUGGUUCCGUCUAUGUUUGAGCCUUGUGGGUUAACUCAGCUGGUUGCUAUGCGUUAUGGAGCCAUCCCUAUUGUCCGGAAAACUGGAGGUCUUCACGACACUGUCUUUGACGUGGACACUGACAAGGAACGGGCCCGGGCACGAGGCCUUGAGCCGAAUGGGUUCAGCUUCGACGGAGCUGACAGCCGCGGUGUUGACUACGCCCUUAACAGGGCGAUCUCCGCUUGGUUUGACGCCCGGAGCUGGUUCCACUCCCUAUGCAAGAGGGUCAUGGAGCAAGACUGGUCGUGGAACCGGCCUGCUCUGGACUACAUCGAGCUCUACCAUUCGGCGUCCAAAUUUUGAGAAACUAACUAAUGAUGCCUGUUGUCGGAUGCAACCAUCCAGGUUUUGCAGGCUCCUGGGUUGGGCAUUGCUGUACAGAAACACCGCCCACCCAAGAGAGGCAGACAUAGUUUGUUUGAGAAUAAUGGUCCUUCGAGCAUGUAUAUGUUUGUUUCCUCCACUUCAACCCUCUACUCUUUCCUAGUACCUAAGCCCUUUGAGAAGUCUUCCAGGGCCUCCCAUGUGGCAGUCCUUCAGAAGCAUGA